Messenger RNA from Pistacia vera, 1456 nucleotides. Its product is annotated as probable LRR receptor-like serine/threonine-protein kinase At1g56130. The record is from RefSeq and is a predicted model, not a curated record. Gene Ontology annotation, biological process: protein phosphorylation. Gene Ontology annotation, molecular function: protein kinase activity; ATP binding. Bases 329 to 1456 code for a protein of 375 amino acids. Lineage: Eukaryota; Viridiplantae; Streptophyta; Magnoliopsida; Sapindales; Anacardiaceae. The transcript has 9 exons.
GUUUCUUCGAAACAAUAGUCUGUCAGGACCUCUUCCUUUGCAAAAAGGUGUAAAACUUCAAACCAUAGAUUUAUCUUACAACUAUCUAUCAGGAACUUUUCCCUCGUGGAUGACUACUGUUGGAAUGCUUCUUGUUCCUGGAUUGAACUGCCUCCAGAGAAAUUUCCACUGCAAUAAUAAUUCUCCUCGCUGUUUUCCACCAACUGUUGAUAUUGAACAAACUGUUAAUAUUGAGUGAAAGAAGAACCAGACUGGGUUGAUUGUUGGUAUUGCAGUCACGCUUGCAAUUUUGGGGUUCAUACUGAUAUUUUUAGUUUUCUAUACGAGGAUGAAAAGAGAAAACAAUGAUGUGGAAGUGCUACUUGGAAUGGGACCUAAGCCAAAAUCUUUCACUUAUGCUGAGUUGAGAUCUGCAACAAAAGACUUUGACCCUUCAAAUAAGCUAGGAGAGGGAGGGUUUGGACCUGUGUACAAGGGUAUGCUUUCUGAUGGAAGGGUGAUAGCUGUGAAGCAACUCUCACUAAGAUCCAACCAGGGGAAAAAUCAGUUUACUAAUGAGAUCGCUACCAUAACUGCAGUGCAGCAUUGCAAUCUUGUGAAAUUGCAUGGAUGCUGCAUCGAAGGAACUAGACACCUCCUUGUUUAUGAAUAUCAUGAAAACAAAAGCCUUGAUCAAGUAUUGUUUGGAAAUAGGGAGUUACAUCUCGAUUGGCCUACCCGGUUUAAUAUAUGCUUGGGAACCGCAAGAGGUCUAGCAUAUCUUCAUGAGGAGUCAAGGCCAAAAAUUGUGCAUCGAGACAUCAAAGCAAGUAAUAUUUUACUUGAUACAGAACUUUGCCCCAAGAUAUCAGAUUUUGGAUUGGCAAAGCUGUUUGAUGAUAAGAAAACUCACAUCAGCAUAGGGGUUGCAGGGACCAUUGGCUAUCUAGCAUCGGAGUAUGCAAUGCUUGGGCACCUGACAGAGAAGGUUGAUGUAUUCAGUUUUGGUGUUGUUGCUUUGGAGAUUAUCAUUGGAAGAGCAAACUCUAGUACUAACUUGGAUAGGGAAAAGAUUUAUCUUCUCGAAUGGGCCUGGAGUCUUCAUGAAAGUAACCAAAGUUUGGGGCUGAUAGAUCCCACAUUAACAGAGUUCAAUGAAAUCGAAGCUUUAAGAGUAAUAGGAGUGGCUUUCUUGUGCACUCAAGCAUCACCAAUGUUACGGCCACCAAUGUCACGUGUUGUGAACAUGCUUGCUGGAGACAGAGAAGUGGGACCUGUUACUUCGAAGCCAAGUUAUUUGACUGAUUGGGAUUUUAAGGAUACAACAAAUAGCUUUAUGAAGGGAGAUACUGUUACAACCUCAUCGAAAAGAAGUUACAGUGAAAAGAAUAAUACUGAUAUUUGCCCAAAAGGUGCCCCGUUGCUCUCUCCAGUAAAUGCCAGUCAGCUCAGUGACAUAAUUGCAGAUGGGAGGUGA